Molecule: messenger RNA, 552 nt
Organism: Camellia sinensis
Lineage: Eukaryota; Viridiplantae; Streptophyta; Magnoliopsida; Ericales; Theaceae
Source: RefSeq, a predicted model, not a curated record
AUGGAGAACCCACUUGAAGAGAAGUGGGGUGGGCGCCUCUUUCCGAAAAUCUCUUACACAAAUCUCCUCAAAGCAACUGAUGGAUUCUCUACUGAGAAUUUGAUUGGAUCUGGUCAUUAUGGAAGAGUGCACAAAGGAAUGCUCAGUCCUGAUGAAACAACUGUGGCGGUUAAAGUACUCAAUCUUCAUCAACGAGGAGCAGCCAAAAGCUUCAUAACUGAAUGCCAAGUUUUGAGAAACAUUAGACACCGUAACCUUGUCAAGGUCCUGACUGCUUGCUCCAGUACUGAUUAUGAAGGCAAUGAAUUUAAAGCUCUAGUAUAUGAGUUCAUGCCAAAUGGAACUUUAGAAAGCUGGCUGCAUCCAAGAGAUGGUCAAUUGCAAACCAGAAAAUUAAACUUUUUCCAGAGGAUAAACAUUGCAAUAGAUGUGGCUUUCACAUUACAUUAUCUUCAUAAUGAAUGUCAAAUGCCUAUUGUUCACUGUGAUAUAAAGCCAAGCAAUAUUCUUCUUGACAAUGACCUUACAGCUCAUGUAAGUGAUUUUGGUUAG